Messenger RNA from Coregonus clupeaformis (lake whitefish), 6343 nucleotides. It is a transcript of the gene scube3, whose product is annotated as signal peptide, CUB domain, EGF-like 3. Gene Ontology annotation, cellular component: cell surface. Gene Ontology annotation, molecular function: calcium ion binding. Gene Ontology annotation, biological process: signal transduction. The transcript has 23 exons. The record is from RefSeq and is a predicted model, not a curated record. The coding region runs from base 298 to 3384 and encodes 1028 amino acids. Lineage: Eukaryota; Metazoa; Chordata; Actinopteri; Salmoniformes; Salmonidae.
CUCCACUCCAUCUCUCUCAACCCUCUCUCUCCCUCUGUCUUAUAUUGAAAUUGGUCUGGGUAGAACAUGAUCACAGAACACCGCUUCAGUAUUGCUGCACAUUGUCGGGCAUUUCGCAAAACCCGAUCACUUGAAACAGAAUAAGCAGACAUAAAGGAAAGGAUUUCAGAGUCCCACAUUAUAUUUUUAAAGGUGGACCAACACUUUUAAAAAAAAGACCGUCCGUUUGCGCGUGAUAAGCGUUGCAAAGUAGCUAGGUGUUUAACUAUAACAGUCUAACUACAGUAUCAAGUAGCCAUGCAUAUGCACGUUAUAAUGCGCGCAAGCAUUGGAUUAGUCGGUUUCUGUCUUGUCGCCUUUGUCCAACAGCCAGCUCGCGCUUCAGGAAGCAAAUCCACUCAAGAUGUGGACGAGUGUGCAGAGCAAAUUGACAACUGCAGCAUCGAUGCCAUCUGCCAGAAUACGCUCAAGUCAUACAAAUGUAUCUGCAAGUCAGGCUACAAGGGGGAUGGCAAGCACUGCGAAGAUUUAGACGAGUGUGCGAGUGAGUACAAUGGUGGCUGUGUCCAUGACUGCAUCAACAUCCCGGGGAACUACAGGUGCACAUGCUAUGACGGUUUCCGCCUUGCACACGACGGACACAACUGCCUCGAUGUGGAUGAGUGUUCGGAGGGUAAUGGUGGUUGUCAGCAGAUCUGUGUCAACAUGAUGGGCAGCUACGAGUGCCGCUGCAGAGAAGGAUUCUUCCUGAGCGACAACCAGCACACCUGCAUCCAAAGGCCCAAAGUGCGAUCAGAGGGCACCAAAGAGGGCCCCACCUGCAUGGAUAAGAACCAUGGCUGUGCUCACAUCUGCCGGGAGACACCAAAGGGAGGCAUUGCCUGCGAGUGCAGACCUGGCUUCCAGCUCACCAGGAACAUGAGGGACUGCAAAUUGACCUGUAACUACGGCAACGGGGGUUGCCAGCACAUCUGUGAGGAGACGGACCACGGCCCCAGAUGUGCGUGUCACAUGAAGUUUGCCCUGCACACUGAUGGAAAGACAUGUGUAGGGGAGAGGAGUGUCCAGAACCAGGCAGCCCCACAGCUGUUCCCCAAUGAGACGUGUGCAGUGAACAACGGUGGCUGUGACAGCACGUGUCAUGACGCGGUGACAGGAGUCCGCUGCAGCUGUCCUGUAGGCUUCACUCUCCAGCCAGACCGCAAGACCUGCAAAGACAUUGACGAGUGCCGCCUGAACAACGGGGGAUGUGACCACGUGUGUCGGAACACAGUGGGCAGCUUCGAGUGCAGCUGCAAGAAGGGCUACAAGCUGCUGACCAAUGAGAGGACUUGCCAAGACAUUGAUGAGUGUUCUUUUGACCGGACGUGUGACCAUUCCUGCGUCAACUCCCCCGGCAGCUUCCAGUGCUUCUGUCAUAAAGGCUAUGUUCUCUACGGUCUGGCACAUUGUGGAGAUAUUGAUGAGUGCAGUAUAAACCGCGGUGGCUGUAAAUAUGGCUGUGUCAACACUCUGGGCAGCUACGAGUGUACCUGUCCACCUGGAUACAAGCUUCACUGGAACAAGAAGGACUGCAUUGAGCUGGUGAAAUGUCUGACUGGCCUAGCUCCCAAGACCACUCUGACCUGCAGUAAAACGGGCAAGAAAGAGAGCUGCUCCCUCACCUGUGCCUCCAAGGCUCACUAUCUGGCAGAAUCUGACAGCAGCUAUACAGUGAGCUGUGGCAUCCCCAUCCUUCGAGGCAAAACCCCAGCCAGACUGAACACAAGCAGCAGUCAGAGCUGCAUAGAGACAGGGGCCCCUCCAGUGAAGCAGACUGCCUCUUUCAAGAUCAAAGAUGCCAAGUGCCACCUGCACCCCAAGCUGACGGGCCGGGCCGAGGACAGGGGCCGAGCGCUGGGGCCAGGUGAGGGGCCACAUCCGGCCUACAUGCCAGACCUUGGAGGUGGACAGCCCUGCAAUAAUUGCCUGGUGACGUUUGUCAACCUCAAAUGUGACUCUACCAAGAAGACCAAAGGGCGUCGUGCCCGCAACCCCACCAACAAGGAAGUGACACGCAUCACCCUUGAGUUGGAGGCGGAGGUCAAGCCAGGGGACACCACAGGGAGCUGUAACCUGAGUUGCCUGCGCCAGCGCAUGGAAAAGCAAGUGAAGACGUACAUCAAGGCCCUGAAGAAGUCGAUCAACCAGGACCGUUUCCUGAUCCGCGUGGCUGGGCUGGAGUAUGAGGUGGCCCAGAAGCUGCCCCAGGUCGCCUCAGGCCAUGAGAACUGUGGGCCAGGCCGUGAGAAGGAUAGCGGACACUGUGUCAGAUGUUUGCCGGGAUCAUACUACCACGGGGAACAGGAGCGCUGCGUCCAGUGCCCACCUGGCACCUUCCAGGAGAGGGAGGGGCAGCUGGCCUGUGACCUGUGCCCUGGAAGUGACGGGCAUGGACCUGCCGGGGCACGCAACAUCUCCUCCUGCGCAGGUCAGUGCCCUACUGGGUACUACUCCAGUGAUGGGUUUAAACCAUGCCAGCCAUGCCCGUAUGGCUCCUACCAGCCAGACCUGGGACGGACCCUAUGCUUCCCCUGCGGAGGGGGGCUGAGCACCAAGCGGGAGGGGGCCAGCUCCUUCCACGACUGUGAGGUCAAAGUUCAGUGCUCCCCUGGCCACUACUACAACACUACGGUGCACCGGUGUAUUCGUUGCCCUCUGGGCACCUACCAGACAGAGUUCAGACAGAACUAUUGCAUCACCUGUCCUGGCAACACCACUACAGACUUUGAUGGGGCCACCAGUGUCUCUCAGUGCAAGAACCGAGAAUGCGGAGGAGAGAUGGGCGAGUUCACAGGUUACAUUGAGUCCCCCAACUACCCCGGGAACUACCCAGCUAACGUGGAAUGCAUCUGGAACAUCAACCCGCCCAGCAAGCGCAAGAUCCUCAUCGUGGUGCCUGAGAUCUUCCUGCCCUCAGAGGAUGAGUGUGGAGACGUACUGGUUAUGAGGAAGAACUGGUCGGCCACGUCCAUCACCACCUAUGAGACGUGUCAGACGUAUGAGCGACCCAUCGCCUUCACCGCCCGCUCCCGCAGACUCUGGAUCAACUUCAAGUCCAACGAGGCUAACAGUGCCCGAGGCUUCCAGAUCCCCUAUGUUACUUAUGACGAGGAUUAUGAACAGCUUGUAGAGGACAUUGUCAGGGAUGGACGACUCUAUGCCUCUGAAAACCAUCAAGAAAUCCUAAAGGAUAAAAAGCUGAUUAAAACUCUCUUCGACGUGCUGGCCCACCCAAACAACUACUUCAAGUACACCACUCGGGAGUCCAACGAGAUGCUGCCGCGCUCCUUCAUACGCCUCAUAAGCAGCAAAGUCUCCGGCUUCUUGCGACCAUAUAAGUAGUUGCCACACCAAACCCCGCCCCUAAAGCACCAGACCCCGCCCCCUCGUACAGGCCAAACACCGAACUCUCACAGGACUUUAAACAAGUUGACAAAAUUACUAUUUUUUCUUCUAUUUUUUCAAACUGUAGGCUUUGACGACACACUUCACUAUGCAGUCUCAUAUGUUGAUCUUCUUCAUCUGUUUGGUUUUAAGCCGUUUCAUUUCCUCCAAAACCAUACAGUCUCUGAAGUCAACCAACUUGAGUCAAAGUACAGUACAGGCUGUCUUGCUCAUCUCUUCUUUCUGAAUAUUUAUCACCACUACAAUAUGUUGGUGUCUUUCUUAGUUUUUUUGCUGUUGUCAUUCAUGUUUCUAUUAGCAUAUAUGACCUUGUAUGUCAUUUUCACAGCAAUCCCCAAUGAGAAGGAUGUGUGCGUAUUUCAGAUGACGCAUGUUAAGUCUGUGUUGACAAAAUGGACAACGGUAGUGGCAUUUAUGUCAGACAAGAAGAAGGAUGUUACAAGGGUAAUAUGUUUGUCACAUUUGUUUAGAGCUGGAACGGAGUUAUCGUAAAUGUGCUUUAAUAAAUAGUAUUUCACUUGAGUUCCAGCUUCAGCUCUAUCCAUGCCAGGACGAGUCUGUUUUGAUAAAUGUAUAACCUUUUGUAGAUCUAUAUCCUCCAUGAACACUCCUCAAGGAGAAGGACCUGUCAGUUUCAUGUCAUAGUUACAUUCCACAACAUUCAAAGCCUUACUAUAUUUGAGCUCUUAGAGCAACUUCUUGUUAAGGUAUUACUGUUAAAACAGUUAUUCUAUGUUUUUUUUCUUCUUUCCAGAUUGUAUAACUGUCUGUUCCCUACCUUCAGACAUUUUCUGUUAUUCUAUGUCCAAGUUAACUUAACAAAGCGCAUACAAUGUAGUUUAUAAUUUUUUCCAGAACGUGAUGGACAUUUUGGAAAAUAAAUAGAAAACUAGAUUUGUGAAAGCCACAGGAGAGAGAGAGAGAAAUAUCUCUAUGUCUCUGUGGACCAUGACUGGUGAGGGAGAGACAGAGAGACGUUUUAAUUAAGGGACACGCCUCUGUGAUACAGACAAUGUCUUUGUUGGACACGACUCUGUGAGAGAGAGACAGAGAAAUGUCUUUGUUGGACACGACUCUGUGAGAGAGAGACAGAGAAAUGUCUUUGAGGGACAUACGUUUGCUGCUUCUUUUAAAAAGGUCACUUUAAUUAUUCAAUCUCAAGUUCUCUUUCUGGUGUUUUCUGACCUCGCAUCACACUAAUAGUCCAUUGCUUUAAUACAGGGGUGUCAAACUCAUUUUGCUCCGGGGGCCGCAUUCGGUCUUCAACAAGGUCCGGAGGGCCGCACUGAAUUGUUUAAAUAUUUUUUUUGCUGUCAAAAAUUUCAAAAUAUUGUCCUCUAUCGAUCGUUUUGGGAAUUUUCAAUGCUCCCUGACUGUCUAGUGAUUAUUAGCGAUCUGGACACAGUCAAGAAACUGUAUGAAUAUAGGUCCAUUAUCAUUUCUACACAGUUUCAAUUUGGUUUUAGUCAUUUUAACGUUUAUGUUUUUAUUGUUUUACUCAAACCACCCGCGGGCCGGAUUGGACCUCCUCACAGGCUGUAUGUUUGACACUCCUGCUUUAAUAUAAAAUAAAGUUGAGAGAGAUGCAUCAUAAAUACAAUUCUACCACCUGUCCUCAUGUAAAUUGAUAGUCACAUCACAUUUGUCUCUUCAUCCGUGGACUACCAACCAAUUUUAUUGAAUUUGUCUUUCAAUCUUGUAAAUAAUGAAAAUAAAUUUGAUGAGGAUUGAAUCCUUUUAAUCCUAAUUAACUUGAGCAGGACCCCAAACUAUUUUCCACCCAUGUCCUCUUCACCCUCUCCCUAAUCCAAGGACCCCAGCCAGCCCCCUUCCUUCCCAAACGCCCAUGUCAGAUUCUGUCCCAAUAAGACCAGCUCUUCCAAAGACUGCCUGCACGGCAGGCCAAGUUAUUAUCUUGUGCACUAGAUCUAGAGCCUGUCAUCCUACCUUUGUUGUAUAAGUGCAAUGAAUUAAGUCUCCAUUGUGUUACUCCUCUCUCUGUGUCCAGAGAAAUACUACAAAACAAUGUUUAAAUCUGCCAACACAUAUUGAGAACAUAUUAUUGGAUCUCCUAGGGUUGUGAAUAAAGUUCAGCAUCCCACUACAAUAAUGUUGAAAUACCAAUAUAGUUGAUCAAUACAAUAAUAUUGCAAUUUAAUUAUUGCUAACAAUUGCAUUGUCAAUGUAAAAGCUGAUGACAAUGAUAACAAGUAAUCCUAACACUCUCAAACCCUCGUUGAAGACAAAUAAAUAUAUUACUGCUCCUAAACAUCAUAUGGAUUUCCCUUGCAAACUCUGAUGGUUAGUUGUUUUUCAGGUUUUUUUUUUGUAUAUAAAAGAGAAAUUAAACAGUGUAAACAGUAAAAGCUACUGUACAUGACCUUUAGAUAGUUGUAAGCACAUGUGCUUAUGGAUAAGGGAAAGGGAUUUUGACCACAUUGCUAAAUUGUAAGACAAGGGUGGCCUAGCUUUGCAAACCUCAUACGAGGAACUGUUUAAUACACGUCACACAUAAUGCCAUUAUCUGUAUCCCUUUGAAUGUUUCCAAAAAAAGCCUAGCUACAUUUAUGGUUUUCUUAAGUUGCCAUUAGUAUUUAUAUCAUCCUGUUUGCUUUUUAAUUUCAGCAUUUCGAUGUCAAUAGCAACAGUCCAUAGCGCUCACUGCUCCCACAUACCCCAACACACCAUUCCCUCUCUCCUUCAUCAUCCUCCCUCUGUCCCUGCAACCUGAACACAUCAUAUGUUUCUGUUUUGUAGUUUUUUUUAAAAACAUGCGUUUGCUAUGAUGUAUCAUAGAGUUGAUAAUGGUAUUUGCACUUGAAAAUUGUUAUUGCUCAUGUAAAAAUGUCUGGAUUUUGUAUUGUCUUUUUAAAUGAAUGGAAUUGGUGUUCUUACA